AUGACAACUCCAGCAAAACGAAAGCGGGCGAGUAAACCAAAAGUGCGGACGGGCUGUAUCACCUGCAAGUGCAUAAGUACAGGACGAAAAUGCGACGGCUAUGCUUCGCAGCUCGCGCGAUUAAAGAUCUCUCAGCCGCUCUUGACAGUCACGACUGCCAAGUCGAGUACGGAGUCACGCGCGCUGGAAUUUUUCUUUCACAAGUCGUCCUCCCAGCUGUCCGGGUUCUUUGAAGGCUCGUUCUGGAAAGUCACUGUCCUCCAACUCAGUCUGGUGGAACCCGCCAUUCGCCAAGCCAUCGCUGCAAUAGGCUCGCUGCAUGAGCACAAAGGAGGUUGUAAAUUGAUCCCCUCGUUUAAUACCGCAAGUGGCGACCCCCAUCCGGCUAUCCAGCUGUAUACCCGGGCUCUUCGCUCGACGAUAGAGAAAGACGCCGCCGAUAUAGGCGCAAUUCCUACGGUCGUGGUGGCAAGCAUUCUGUUCACGGCCUUUGAGUUUCUUCGGGGGAACGCGUCCGCCGCAGCCUCGCAUAUAUCGAACGGUAUUAAUCUCCUCUGGGCAUGGCGCGAGAAGACCGGUAGUCGGCCGAAGGUGCCGUGGGGCCAGGGGUAUUCCUCGUUCCAGUCGUACUUUGUGGAAACGGAAUUGGCCCCGAUUCUGAGUCUUUUCAAUCUCAACAGUUCCGAGUUCCAGCCCGGCACACGCCGAAAGGUCUUACUGAACCCAGUUGAUACCGGUCUGCUUAUUCUCACGGACCGGUUUGAAAGCCUCCAUGCUGGAUUGCUAACAAUAAUAACCGGACUUCGGCAAACGCGCGACCGCUGGAAAGUGAACUUCGAUGAUCUUGUUCGGCGGCAGGGGUCAACGUGGAACAAGAACGACCAGGAUGCGGCUGAAGUCCUUCGUCUAAUGUGGUAUUCGACCGUAAUGGGAACGACCACGUACCGCGUGGGCUCCGAAUGCGCCUGGGACGAGCACCGAAAGGACUUCGAGGAGAUUGUCCGCAUCGGCGAGAAGAUCGUGUCGGACCCCGACCGCUACCCUGAUGAGCUAUCAAAGACACUAUGUCUCGAUUUCGCGUGUCUAGAUCCGCAGGAGGUCGCUGCCACCGAAGACGCCGCCAUCAUCCCCGAGCAUGUCCGCGUGCAUGAUUUCUAUACCGAACAGACAUCCACGAAGGCCAACGGGUGCACCCUUCAUAAAUUGAUAUUGUUGACAAAACCAAAUGGUCUGGACGGAGGUUGGCAUUUCACAACGGAAGACUUGUGGUUGCCAACGCCGCCUGACGACGGCGACACGGUUUCACCCUUCAACCUGUUCUGUUGCAAAGACUGGGCGAAGGCUGAGCUGUCGAACCCUCCGACAGUGAACAUGGUGACAAAUGCUGUGCUGGGACCUGAAGAGUGA
Molecule: messenger RNA, 1407 nt
Organism: Aspergillus caelatus
Lineage: Eukaryota; Fungi; Ascomycota; Eurotiomycetes; Eurotiales; Aspergillaceae
Exons: 4
Coding region: 1-1407 (468 amino acids)
Source: RefSeq, a predicted model, not a curated record